Messenger RNA from Chelmon rostratus (copperband butterflyfish), 6303 nucleotides. RefSeq names its product NEDD4-like E3 ubiquitin-protein ligase WWP1. Gene Ontology annotation, molecular function: protein binding; ubiquitin protein ligase activity. NCBI's taxonomy places the organism in Eukaryota, Metazoa, Chordata, Actinopteri, Chaetodontiformes, Chaetodontidae. The transcript has 25 exons. The record is from RefSeq and is a predicted model, not a curated record. The coding region runs from base 211 to 3117 and encodes 968 amino acids. Gene Ontology annotation, biological process: ubiquitin-dependent protein catabolic process.
GUCGGAGGCUUCUGCACAGAGAUGGCAAGAGAGCCGUAGCAGACAGUGAGGCCUGUACGGUUGGGCAUUUUACCGACAACCGUAACGAUAAGAGAACCGCAGAGAGUGGGGAAGGAGUGGAACAACGGACACGGAAUCAUGGGACACGGAGUGGGCUGAACCACAGGGUCUAGCAGCACACACCAACUGUUUCCCACUGUGGUGUAUGACAUGGCCACGGCCUCAUCUAGAGCAGAGUCUAGCCAUAACCACAGAGGAACAUCACAGCUCCAUGCCAUUGUUUCCUGUGCCAAAAUCAAGAGGAAGAAAAGCCUGUUUGGGACUGCCAUUUAUGUGGAGGUGACAGCGGAGGGAGAGUCACGCCGCACAGCGAAGUCUCAUAGCUCCUCCAGUCCUAAAUGGGAUGAGAGGCUCACUCUGAAUGUAACACCGCACACACAGGUGGAUUUCAAAGUAUGGAGUCACCACACCCUGAAGGCAGACGCUCUGCUGGGCAAAGCCACGCUAGACCUACUUCAAGCCUUGGAGCAGCAUGACAGAAAAUUAGAGAAUGUGAAGGAGGUGCUGAAACUGAGCGUGGAGCAGAAGGGCGCUCCGGUUCCAAUAGGGGAGUUAACUGUCUACCUUGAUGGCCUGACUGUCACUGACCAAGAGGAGCUGGCACCGCUUACCAACGGCAAUGCAGCAAAUAGCAUAAAAGUCCAACAAAAUGGCAAUGCCAUUCAUGAAAAUGGAGACUCAUCUUCCUCCUCCUCAAGGGCUGCCAACAGCUCAGUGAAUGGUACCGACUUGGCUCCGAGGUCAAGUUCCUGUUCGGCCUCCAAUGGUCUAGAUGGUCAGGUGCCCUCCAGUUCCUGCAGCCCCGCCCUUAGUCAUGUCGUCAAUGGAGACGCCACACCUAACUCCACCCCAGUCCACCAACCCUCAGACAGUGACACAGAGAGUAGGACAGUGAAUGGGGAGUCCUGUGAUGCUGCUCUGGGGCCAUCCUCUGCUGCAGCUGGUGAUGUGCAGCCCCCUGCAGAUGACCAGGAGGACUCCAGUCAAGAUGCCACCGUGCCAGACUCUGACACAGCACCAAAUAACACAUGUCAAGCCCUGUCCACCUCCACACAGGCUCCAGCCUCCUCUUCUGCUGCUAAGCCUACUGAUGGCACCACCACUGCUGCUGCUGCUGCUGCUGCUUCUGCUUCUGCUUCCUCCACAUUGACCUCCACAGCACAAGGGGCCACCACCAUCACAACCUCCUCAUCAUCAUCCUCUUCCUCCCCAGCAAUAGGAGAAGCGAAUGCUUCAGGAGGUGGUGGUGGUGGUGGUAGCAGUAGUAGUAGUAGUGCAACUACAACUACAGAUGGGGCCAAGCCCAGACAGCAGGUCCCCAGUGCUGGAGCAUCAGAUCCUCUACCACCAGGGUGGGAGCAGAGAAAAGACCCACAUGGGAGAACAUACUAUGUAGACCACAACACCAGGACUACUACCUGGGAAAGACCACAGCCACUACCACCAGGAUGGGAGCGCCGAGUGGAUGACAGGGGCAGGAUCUACUAUGUGGACCACAACACCCGCACCACCACGUGGCAGCGUCCCACUAUGGAAUCAGUCCGCAAUUUUGAGCAGUGGCAGAGCCAACGCAGCCAGCUGCAGGGAGCUAUGCACCAGUUUAACCAGAGAUACCUCUACUCUGCAUCCAUGAUGUCUGCUGAGAAUGAUCCUCUUGGCCCGCUACCUCCUGGUUGGGAGAGGCGUGUGGACUCCAAUGACCGAGUGUACUUUGUCAACCAUAACACCAAGACAACGCAGUGGGAAGAUCCUCGAACCCAAGGGCUACAGAAUGAGGAUCCUCUGCCUGAAGGUUGGGAGAUCCGGUACACAAGGGAAGGAGUUCGCUACUUUGUGGAUCACAACACCCGAACCACCACUUUCAGCGACCCUCGCACUGGAAAGUCCUCUGUCACCAAAGGCCCUCAGAUUGCUUAUGAGCGCAGCUUCCGAUGGAAGCUUGCCCAUUUUCGCUACUUGUGCCAGUCCAAUGCUCUCCCAAGCCAUGUGAAGAUCACAGUCUCCAGACAGACGUUGUUUGAAGACUCUUUCCAGCAAAUUAUGGCCCUGAAGCCUUACGACUUGAGGAGGAGACUCUAUGUCAUCUUCAGAGGCGAGGAGGGUCUAGACUAUGGUGGUUUAGCUCGAGAGUGGUUCUUCUUGUUGUCCCAUGAAGUGCUGAACCCCAUGUACUGUCUGUUUGAGUAUGCCGGCAAGAGCAACUACUGCCUGCAGAUCAACCCAGCCUCGGCCAUCAACCCAGACCACCUCUCCUACUUCUGCUUCAUAGGCCGCUUCAUUGCAAUGGCACUUUUCCACGGCAAGUUCAUCGACACAGGCUUCUCUCUGCCUUUCUAUAAACGCAUGCUGAACAAGAAGCUAAUACUCAAAGACCUGGAGUCCAUCGACCCAGAGUUCUACAACUCCCUUAUAUGGAUCAGGGACAACAACAUUGAAGAGUGCGGUCUGGAGAUGUACUUCUCAGUAGACAUGGAGAUCCUUGGGAAGAUCACCUCUCAUGACCUCAAACCUGAUGGCGCCAAUGUUCUAGUCACUGAGGAGAACAAGGAGGAGUAUAUCAGUCUAAUGGCAGAGUGGAGGUUUUCACGUGGGGUGGAAGGCCAGACCAAAGCUUUCCUGGACGGCUUUAACGAGGUGGUUCCACUUCAGUGGCUCCAGUACUUUGAUGAAAAGGAGCUUGAGGUGAUGCUGUGUGGCAUGCAGGAAGUGGACCUGCAGGACUGGCAGAGGAACACAGUGUAUCGUCACUACACAAGGAACAGCAAACAGAUCAUUUGGUUCUGGCAGCUGGUGAAGGAGGUGGACAACGAAGUGCGACUGCGGCUCAUGCAGUUUGUCACUGGAACCUGCAGGCUUCCUCUGGGCGGCUUCGCUGAACUUAUGGGAAGCAAUGGGCCCCAGAAGUUCUGCAUUGAGAAGGUGGGGAAGGACACAUGGCUUCCUCGAAGCCACACAUGUUUUAACCGUCUGGAUUUGCCUCCUUACAAGAGCUUCGAACAGCUGAAAGAGAAGCUGCUCUUUGCCAUCGAGGAAACAGAAGGAUUUGGCCAAGAAUAGAGGGAGGAGUCCUCUUGUGUUUCUUUUCCUCCCCCAUCGCUGUUUAUUCAGCCAAGUAAAAACAAACAAAAAAAAAAUUGCACAAGAUAACCACCAAUGUAUAUAAGCUAUUUUGUCAUUUUAAACCAAAUCUUAAUUUGCAGCAUCAUUUUUGCCGCAAUCCUGUUCCCCAGCCCUUAUAUAUUAUAUAAUACCCCAUCAUGAAAUAUGCAAGCAUUUCAGCAUUUUUGCUCCACUGUUUAAAAACAGAAAUCAUGGAUAUUUUUUUAAUUUCCUCCCCACUGCUGACGGGCUUUUUAAAAGAGACUAAAAGUGUUUUUGAGAGGAUUUUGUAGUUGAAGCGCAAUCUUCUUUUAAAGCUCUAGUUCUAUAGAGCUUCUAAAAGGCAAGAGUAGUAUUAGGGUCUGGUGCCUGAAUCCCCCCUCCCCAGCUUGCAUGGCUGCCUCUGAAGAUGAGAAGACCGCUGUGACCAGCCUCUGCCACCACACAUACACACACAAAUGAGCUCUUAAUGAGCUUCUUUUUUUUUUUUUUUUUUUUUUUUAAUAACCAGUCUCAUCAAAAACAGAGCAGUGUUCAGGGUGGACUGAUCUGAAGCAGAUGAAGAACUCUCAUACAGUUUUUCUUUCAGUGAGAUUCUGGAGACCAGCCCAGAGUAAGAAUCAUCAGCAGAUCCUCCCAUUUGGAUAAAGAAAAAGUUGGGAAAAAAGACUGUCAUGAAGUUGGUGGAGGCUUCUAUUUUAAAAGGAAUAAGGGGACUCAAGGAGAACGCUCUAAUUGAAGUGAAAGAGUAAGUGUGUUGGUGGUGGUGGGGCCUGUGGUUCAUAGUCCUGAUUUUGAUGAGACAAUGGACAUGUUUCAAGCCACUGAGACUGCAGCCCCCAGCUUCAGUUGGCGAGUAAGAUACACACCCAGGAUGACAUACUUAGUUUUAUUUACAGGAAAAUUACUGACAACAAAACAAAAAAACAUGAAAAACAGACUCUGGCUCAGCUGUUCUUGUGUGCUUGGCUGAUUUUGUCUCGUUGAAUUUUGAUCUCGGACUUUAAAGUGUCUCCACCAGCACCAGACAUGAUCACGCUCAUCUGAUCACAUGAAGAUCACAGUUACUUUACCUCCUACGUUAUAGGUAACCAUGGAAAAAAAUCAAAGACAGCUUAUGAUAUUUGGCCCACUUGUGUGUUGUAAUGAGGUCAAAAAGACAUCUCGUUCAUAAAUGUACUUCUGUAAGUACAUUCACACAUGUACUGAAAGAAUCUGUCAUCAGCUUCUCGCUUAUUAGCAACUAUUAACUAAUUACAAACGAAGCCACUGCCCCAUAAAGUCCUCGUGUUAUUGCAGAACUGUUGUUAUCACAGCAGAAAAUGUCUUUCAGAGUUCCACAAUGUUUAUAAUCAGUUGUUUUUUGUUUUUUCUACUUUGGUCCAUGAUCAUAAAGGAGCUCAGAGUAUUACAAAAUAUCAAAUUUCAUGUCUUGAAUGACUUGAAAGCAACAAACAUAUACAAAUAUUGCAUGCUGGCGGCACAGGGCGGCAACUGGCCAAAUGUAAGAAAAUAAGCGUUAAAACACGUCUGAAGGGUUGAGUUGUCCACUUGAAAAUUUGGGCCUCUGAUAGUAGUAACUGGGUCAUAAAUCUGUACCUGUGCAGCAUCGUUAGAAAAUAACAAUUCUGACACAUACAGUGUGUAACUGCCAUUUGGCUGUGCAGUCAACAGUGUGACUACUGCAUAAAUUGAAGCCAUAGUGCGGAGCCCACUUUCCUCAGACGAUGCAGUUUAAUUUAUUCAGACCAUACUCAAUCUCAUUCUCAGGUUUUGCGCUGAAAUUAGAUGGCCUUAGUUUAAUAAAGGUGUGUGUGUGUGUAUAAAUCAGUAAAGUUGUGGCUGUUUGCAGAAAACAAAAAAAAAGCCUAAUUCACAUGCAGAUAAGAUGAUAAGACUAUUAAUGAGACACUAAUGUGCCACAGACCAAAUAAUGUGUGGAAAACCUUCCACAGUGCAGCUCACAGCAGCAAGCCUGGUGGUGCAUCGCAUUGGCUUAUGUUACGUGUUUUUGUCUUUGCACCCCCACUUUCCCCUCGUCCUGUCUUUCCUGAAAUGCUUCAGAGGACACGCCCUUUGUUUUUCAAAAUGUCACGUCUAACGGCAUUGUUUCGAGGCAGCAACUCUGGUGCUUAUUCUUUCAGUCAGUGGUCUAGACGCAGCUUAAAAACGUGGCAGUGGCAUGCCGCUCUGCUUGUUUUCUCUAGCGUCGUGGGUUUCUUUUCUCAGACCACCGCAAAACAGCAGCGAGCUGCUGUAGACUCUCUAGGAGGAGCUUAUGAUUACUCAAGUUAUCAGUCAUGUAUAUAACAUGUAUUCAGCUGUCCCUGUGAAAGAGCUGGAAGGAGGGACGACAGUAUGAAGAAAAACAUUUACUGUAGCAAAAGGAGCCGACUUAAAGAAGUCAAAACUGCAUAACUUUGUGCUUCCUUUUGAACAGAAACCUGUAAUCAAAGAAAAUCAACUGUGUAUGUGAAUAUUAAUUGUAUAAAGGUAAUGAAAGUAAAUAAAGUACUUAAAUAUAAUAAUUAAUUACACAGAGCCGCCACUCCAUUGAUGGAAAUCUGUGAUGCCUUUGUUCUUAUCAGAAAUAGAUGGGGCGCUUCAGGUUGCCUUCAUCGUAGGAAGUAAUAAGAUGAAGUAUCACCUGGACAGGUGUGUUCCCUCAAAGCAAAACUCACUCAUGCUACUGUUUAUCAUUUCAGUACGUGAUAAUGCAGCAGGGAACUUCUGACUGUGCUGACUGCGGUUUAGGCCAUCUGAAACGCAUCCAAACUGUAACAUAUCGCGUGUAGAUACACACUGUAAACACCACCUACACUGUACAGAGCGCCCCUUUACUGGAGACGAUGUGUAUAGAAGAUUCAUUUUUAAUCUGCUUUCACCCAUUUCAAUGAAGAGAGAUGGAUUUAUGAGAUACAAAUAAAUACGUGAAUAAACCCCCUCCACGACCACGCUUUCCUUUUCUCUGUUGUGUGAUUAUCGGGGGAUGAGAGGCCUUUCUGCUCAGGAUUCACAACAAACUGUUGGCAAUUUCUAUUCUGUUCUCAAAGAAAAAUAAAAUAAUGUGCUCUUGGUUUAUCCUUUUUUUGAUUGGAUCUUGCCUGUGGAAAGAACCAUAUUUAAUAAAUGUAUCUGACCAUC